Molecule: messenger RNA, 1425 nt
Organism: Salmo salar (Atlantic salmon)
Lineage: Eukaryota; Metazoa; Chordata; Actinopteri; Salmoniformes; Salmonidae
Gene: antkmt
Product: adenine nucleotide translocase lysine methyltransferase
Biological process (GO): positive regulation of proton-transporting ATP synthase activity, rotational mechanism; peptidyl-lysine trimethylation; regulation of mitochondrial ATP synthesis coupled proton transport
Cellular component (GO): mitochondrion
Molecular function (GO): protein-lysine N-methyltransferase activity
Source: RefSeq, a predicted model, not a curated record
GAACGUAGAAAGGCAAUAGAUUAUAUGCUGGUACAACGCAUUAGCAGACGGACUCAUUCGUCCGGUCCGUCACGAGUAAGAUCCGUCAAAGGUUGCAAUUUGACAGUAUGGAAGAGGACAGUCCGGAAGAGUUUCUUGCAGAGUUCAAGGAGAAACAUCUAGGUGCUUGGGGAAUUGUCCAGAUAACUGCUGGCACAGGGCUAGCUGUCUAUGGCAUGUGGGCAGGGGUUCUCAUGCCGGGAUUUCGAAAAGUCCCUCUGAGGUUACAGGUGCCCUAUCUCCCCGCCAGCAAGAAACAAGUGCGGAAUGUGAUGGCACUGCUGAGUGGUCGACAUGGUAACCUUGUGGACUUGGGCUCCGGUGAUGGCAGGAUUGUGCUGGAAGCACACAAACACGGCUUUGGUCCCACAGUAGGAUACGAACUCAACCCCUGGUUAGUUCGUCUAGCUAACUUCCACGCAUGGAGAGCAGGUCAUUAUGGGAAGGUGUCGUAUCGGCAGGAAGACCUCUGGAAGGUGGACCUUACUGAGUGUAAGAAUGUUACUGUGUUUUUGGCCCCCAGCGUGCUCUCUUUACUGCAGGAGAAGAUGGAGGCUGAGCUUCCAGAUGACGCCUUGGUAGUAGCCGGUAGAUUUCCCUUCACUGAGUGGACUCCAUGCAGGAUUGAAGGAGAUGGUGUAGACAGAGCUUGGGCCUAUACCAUGCAGGCCCAAAGACUGCCAGCAGGGAGUGCUGUGCUACCUGUACCUAAAAGAGUUGAAAUCACCAGUUUGAACUGAAAGUGAGAGAACUGUCUGGACCAGGAAGACAUGAGCAUGAGACAUAAGCAUGAGCGUUUGUCUGAUGGAAGAAACCAUUGGUAGUCUGAGGAGGAGGGACAAACCAUUUUCAUCUACAUGGGUUGACACAAGUAGCUGACUGAGACCCACUCCUCACAGUGUUGAGUUGGUAGUUAGAGAAAAGAAUUGAGAAAAGAACAGGGAGUGAGAUGCCGUCUGAGUAUAUGAACCUGUCAACAGAUAAACUACCAAGCACAUAGUACAAUCCAGACAUCUUUAAAAACCAUACCUUUUCCACAUUAUGUUACCUUACAGCCUUAUUCUAAAAUGGAUUAAAUAAAAACAUGUCCUCAUCAAUCUACACACAAUACCCCAUAAAGACAAAGCAAAAACAGGUUUAGACAUUUUAGCAAAUUUAUUCAAAAUAAAAACCAGAUACCUUAUUAACGUAAGUAUUCAGUCCCUUUGCUAGGAAACUUGAAAUUGAGCUCAGGUGCAUCUUGUGUCCAUUGAUCAUCCUUGAGAUGUUUCUACAUCUUGAUUGGAGUCUACCUGUGGUAAAUUCAAUUGAUUGGACAUGAUUUGUAAAGGUACACACCUGUCAAUGAAAUAAACAUCCUCUCACUGUCAACUGUUUAUUUUCAGC